AUGGUGCACGGUACAGGCAUGUUGAAUGGUGUUUCAUUGCCAAAAUUAAAUCGAAGCUAUAAAAAGAAUUAUUACGACAUAAAACAAGAACGAAGAUUUUGGCCUGCAGCGCCCAAGGAAAGUCGCUUCCUCUCGCUUUUCACUGUAGUGACAUUCCCAAACGGUGGUUGCGCUGGAGCCUCCGGUGACAACGGCACCUGUAUGACAGCAAGAGAAUGCUCAACCAGAGGUGGCUCUGCUAAUGGAUACUGCGCCAACGGCUAUGGACUGUGCUGUAUCUUCAUGACAUCGUGUGGGAGUACGACGUCUGAGAAUGGAACUUACUUCGUCAGCUCUGCGUAUCCUUCAUCGUACGACGGUACGGGAUCCUGCGAACUCACUGUCAUAAAAUCACAUCCUGACGUAUGUCAGAUAAGAUUAGAUUUCGAUCGAUUCACAAUCGCGGGACCCGAGCCAAUAAACCAUGUCUGUAACCAGGACCAGUUCAUCGUGUCCGGUGGUAACCCGGUCCCCGCCAUCUGCGGAGUCAACCAAGGGCAUCACAUGUACAUAGACGCGGGCAUCGGAACAACAAAUCCGGUUAAGUUAACAUUCGUAACCAGCGGGAAUACGUUCGAAAGAAUCUGGAAAGUCAAAGUCACGCAGAUUCCUUGCAGUUCAACCUAUAAGGCUGACGAAGGCUGCCUCCAGUACUACACGGGCGUGUCUGGUCAAUUACGCUCUUUCAACUAUGACCCAGCCUCAGGAUUCCAGCUGAGUAAUCAAGACUACGGCAUCUGCAUCAGAAUGGAGAGGAACUUCUGCGGUAUCCUGUACACCGCCUGCCCCGACCAAGUAAACAAUCGCUCAAGAUCUUUCACUUUGAGCGGAAACAGCAACAAUCCAGUCAACUCAAUGAUUGGUUCCGGAGCUGGACCCAACAACUGCGCGAAUGAUUGGCUGCUUGUACCUUGUGCGGCAAACGUUGGCCGGAUUCAGCCCAAUCAAGCUCUUUGCACCGAUAGGAUCUGCGGCGGGACGUUCUCUGCUGAUCUGUCAAUGCAAGCCUCGCAAGUACUUAGUACGGUGAAGCCGUUUCGGCUAUGGUUCCACGCGGACAAUGUGGAGGCGCCGAUAGAUGUUGACAACCGUGGAUUCUGCCUCAAUUUCGUUCAACAGCCUUGCACCAACAACGUAAUUUAGUUUUAAAUUGUAUGCAAUUAAAGUACACAA
Molecule: messenger RNA, 1212 nt
Organism: Bombyx mori (domestic silkworm)
Lineage: Eukaryota; Metazoa; Arthropoda; Insecta; Lepidoptera; Bombycidae
Exons: 8
Coding region: 1-1182 (393 amino acids)
Source: RefSeq, a predicted model, not a curated record